Messenger RNA from Spodoptera litura, 1943 nucleotides. RefSeq names its product cytochrome b5-related protein-like. Gene Ontology annotation, molecular function: heme binding. Lineage: Eukaryota; Metazoa; Arthropoda; Insecta; Lepidoptera; Noctuidae. Gene Ontology annotation, biological process: lipid metabolic process. The record is from RefSeq and is a predicted model, not a curated record.
UCAGAUUUAAACUGGCACUACAGUUAGGACAGUGAACACAAAUAUACCAGUGAAUACCAAAAAUAAAAAAAAUCGUUCAAUAUAAUUGUUUAUUAAAAUGGCUCCUAAAGAUUCGAGUUAUAUUGAGUGGGCUCAUAAAACUGCAGCAGAGAAGAAAACACAUGUUAGUUUCCCACAAUUAAAGUAUCCCUCGCUUAGAGAUGGAGGGUUGAGGGACCCCGUACAAUGGUUGGAAGGAAAAGCAAUGGAUGAUGGUGCAGAAGGUUUAUGGAGAAUACGGAACUCUCUUUAUGAUUUCUCCGAAUUCUUAGAAAAACAUCCUGGUGGCGCUGAGUGGUUGGAACUUGCUAAAGGAACUGACAUUACAGAAGCAUUUGAGUGCCAUCAUUUCAAUCCUGUGGUGGAAAAAGUUAAAGACAAAUACUAUGUUAGAGAUGCUAAAACUCCAAGAAACUCUCCAUUUACAUUUGAAGAAGAUGGUUUUUACAGGACUUUAAAACGGUCUGUAGCUGAAGAGCUAAAGAAAAUUCCAGCAUCUGAGAGAAAACGAUCCACUUUGAUCAUUGAUGGCCUUUUUGGAACGUUACUAUUUUCAUCGGCUUUGUCUUGCUGGGCCACAAAUUACUGGGUUGUGAUGGUCUCUUAUUUAGUAGCAUCUCUCACUCUAGCGUGGACUACGGUCGCGGCCCAUAAUUACAUUCACAUGAAGACUAAUUGGAGGAUGUAUCUUUUUAAUUUAAGCUUAUGGUCCUACAGGGACUUCAGAGUUUCACAUGCACUCUCUCAUCAUGUUUACCCGAAUACCUUGAUUGAUUUGGAGAUCAGUGGCUUCGAGCCCAUUGUGACUUGGAUUCCUAGGAAAAAGCCUGUGUUUGCAAAGUUCACUCUACUGAUAGAAACUGUUGUGUUUCCAUUUUUGUUCAUACUAAACUUUAUAAAGAGGUUUAUCAGCAAUUUCAUCCGUAAGGGUUUCUUCACCCGCCACUACAGGUGGCAUGACGUCAUAGGUCUCCUUCUUCCAGUCUGGAUGUACCUUGCAAGUGGCUGCACUUUCUACCACGCCUUCAUUACCUGGUUAUGGAUUAACUGCACUGGAAGCUUCAUCUUCUUUACCAUUGGAUCUAACGCUGCUCAUCAUCAUCCAAAUAUUUUUAAAGAUGGCGACCAGUUGAAAGAAAAGACUGUAGACUGGGGCAUGCACGAGCUUGAAGCUGUUAUGGACCGCAACGACAUUAACGAUAAUUUCUUUAAAGUGAUGACGUUCUUUGGAGACCAUGCAUUGCAUCACCUAUUUCCAACAUUAGAUCAUGCUCUCUUAAGGCACUUGUACCCUGUGUUCUUAAAACAUUGCGAAGUAUUUAGGGCUAACUACAGAUUAACGUCACAAUACGAUUUCUUCAUUUCUCAACUUAGAAUGGCGGUGAAAGAAGAUCCAAACGUUUUGGACGAAUCGUCCUAAAAUUAUUGUUGUUUAAAUUAAGUUUGCAUAAACAAAAACCUAAUGCAAUCGUGUUAUUUUAUUCCCAAAAACGAUAGUUAGUAAUAGGGUAGAUGACUAAUUCGUAUUUUAUUGUCCGUCUGGUAGAUUAUUCAAAUAAAAAUCUUACUCCUACUUACUCUUACUCUUAUCUCCGGUAACUUCGGCUCACUCAUACAACGAAGUAAAACGCAAGCUAUGUUCCAUGUCGGUUUACUGUGAGGCCGUGGUAUCCGAUCGAGCCGGCCCAUUUGUGCCAAAGCAAUGCGACAAUCCAGAAACUCAUGUAAGUGUGGGAGAGAAGUUCCCACACUUACAUGAGUUUCUGGAUUGUCGAUAUUUAUAGUAUAAUAUGUUCACCUAGGCAAAAUGAUUCGACUACUGAGCUAGUACUUUAAAUUGAAAACAAAAAUCGAUGAAAUCUCAAGCAGCGAAAUAAAUUAAAUAUUUCAAUAUCUACUGAAAA